AUGGAGGAGUGGGAGUAUUUAGAAGAACACAAGGAUCUGUACAAGGACGUCAUGAUGGAGAAUCACCAGUCCCUCACAUCACCGGAUGGAUCCAGUCAGAGAAAUCCACCAGAGAGAUGUCCCAGUCCUCAGUAUUCCCAGGACUGUCCAGAGGAGAAACCAAAUAUCCCACUGGAUCAUCAGGAAAUGUCCGAUGGAACAACAAGUGAACUGGAAAAAUCCAUACCAGUGUCCGUGAAUGGUGAAGACGGGAUGAGUGACUCCCAUGGACAUCUCCAUUUAUCUUCCUAUCAUCAAGCAGAAGAUAACAAUACCACACAAGCUAAUCUAAUAGCUUCUAAUGUGGACUCAGUCCUUCACAUUGAAGAUCUAUCCACCAAUACUGCUGAUCACAAGAAAUCUUCUUCUAGUCAAUUACUGGUUGGCAGAACAAGAACUAUACAGAAACGUGGAAAAAUAUUUCCAUGUGAGAAACAGUUAAAAAAAGAAUCCAAUCGUUCUUUGCAUGAGAGAAAUCACAGAGAUAAAAAGUCAUUUUCAUGCUCUCAAUGUGGAAAAUCUUGUACCAGUCAAUUCAGUCUAGGUGAACAUCAGAGAACUCACACAGGGGAGAAGCCAUUUUCAUGUUCGGAAUCUGGGAAAUGUUUUAACCGUCAAUCAAGUUAUAUUCGGCAUCAGACAACUCACACAGGGGAGAAGCCAUUUAUCUGUCCUGAAUGUGGGAAGGAAUUUGGUGCUAAAUCAUUUCUUAGAAAACAUUUGAGAACACACACAAGAGAGAAGCCAUUUUCAUGUCCCGAAUGUGGGAAAUGUUUUAGUCAGAAAUCUCAUCUUGAGAACCAUCUAAGAAUUCACACAGGAGAGAAACCAUUUUCAUGUUUAGAAUGUGGGAAAUGUUUUAACCGGCAAUCGAGUUUUGCUCGGCAUCAGAGAAAUCACACAGGGAAGAAGCCAUUUUCAUGUCUUGAAUGUGGGAAAUUUUUUAGUCUGAAAUCACAUCUUGGUAUACAUCUGAGAACUCACACAGGAGAGAAGCCAUUUAUGUGUCCUGAAUGUGGGAAGUAUUUUGGUGCAAAAUCAACGCUUAUAGAACAUCUAAGAAUUCACACAGGAGAGAAGCCAUAUAUGUGUUCUGAAUGUGGAAGGCACUUUGGUGCGAAAUCAUUGCUUAGAAAACAUCAGAUAACUCACACAGGGGAGAAGCCAUUUUCGUGUUCAGAAUGUGGGAAAUGUUUUAGUCGGCAAUCAAGUUUAAUUCGGCAUCAGAGAAGUCACACAGGGAAAAAGCCAUUUUCAUGUCUUGAAUGUGGGAAAUGUUUUAGUCAGAAAUCAAAUCUUAAUAUACAUCUGAGAACUCACACAGGAGAGAAGCCAUUUAUGUGUCCUGAAUGUGGGAAGUAUUUUGGUGUGAAAUCAUUGCUUAUAGAUCAUCAAAGAAUUCACACAGGAGAGAAGCCAUUUAUGUGUCCUGAAUGUGGGAAGCACUUUGGUUCGAAAUCAUUGCUUAGAAAACAUCAGAGAACUCACACAGGAGAGAAGCCAUUUUCGUGUUCAGAAUGUGAGAAAUGUUUUACCCGUCAGUCAAGUUUAAUUCGGCAUCAGAGCACUCAUACAGGGGAGAAACCAUAUAUCUUGAAUGUGGGAAAUCAUUUAGUCUGAAAUCAAGUCUUGCUAAACAUGAGAGAACUUACUCAGGGGAAGACAUUUUCAUGUUUAGAUUGUAGGAAAUGUGACAGAUCCUUUUAACCU
Bufo bufo (common toad) is the source of this 1749-nucleotide messenger RNA. Its product is annotated as gastrula zinc finger protein XlCGF57.1-like. Lineage: Eukaryota; Metazoa; Chordata; Amphibia; Anura; Bufonidae. The record is from RefSeq and is a predicted model, not a curated record. The transcript is spliced from 5 exons. The coding region runs from base 1 to 1659 and encodes 552 amino acids. Gene Ontology annotation, biological process: regulation of cytokine production; negative regulation of transcription by RNA polymerase II; regulation of immune system process.